This is a messenger RNA of Penicilliopsis zonata CBS 506.65, 861 nucleotides long. RefSeq lists its product as hypothetical. The transcript has 2 exons. Bases 19 to 717 code for a protein of 232 amino acids. Lineage: Eukaryota; Fungi; Ascomycota; Eurotiomycetes; Eurotiales; Aspergillaceae. The record is from RefSeq and is a predicted model, not a curated record.
CACAUCUCCUCUCUCACAAUGGCUGCUUCUUGCUUCACUGGCCAACAGCUCGAUAAUGACCUGGUCAUACUCAUUGCUUCGCUUCUCAACGCUGCCAACGUCCCGAACAUUCUCUGGGGCAAUUAUCUAUUGACCAUCUACGGAGUCCCCACGGUUGUUGACGGAGUGUCUUUCAUUGUACCCGAUGAAUCUAUCGACAUAUCAUUCUCCACUCUCUCCGAAGCCGGUUUUCUUCCUUGUUCGCAAGGUUUGGAAUGCCAGCAUUCGAAUUCACCGUAUUGCAAGCCAUACAAGCAUCUACAUAUAGACGACGAGCUUGAGGUCUCACUGUUCCGGGAGUCGGACCUACUCUGGGAAUUUCCAGACCUCAAGUCUUCGCAAUACACAGAUCCGAACAUCAUCAGCGCGUCGGACGAGAGGCUACCGUCAGCUACACUGGGUCGCGGUCGAGGUCGCUUUCUAUGCCCGAGCCCCGUCCGAAUCCCGUCCCCCGUGAGAUACUGUGAAGCUCUCAUCUUUCUCCUCUGUCGAGAUUACGAGACCGUCCGGCGGUCCUACUGGAUGGCACUGUUGACGUAUCUAGUAGAGUACGUUGAUGGAAUGGACAUUUUUAACGAAGAAGACUUGAGAGACGGGUUCAGACAGUUUUAUCACGCCUUGAAAAUGGCUGACCCGGUGAUGUUUUCGUUUCUGAAGGGUCUUCGAGAGACAGCAUGAUUAUAUUGUAGACUGCAGUAUCAUUUAUAUCUAUAUCAGACUAUACUCAUAACUCAUUGAUUGAUACCAGACUAGUUGCAGAGCUUCGCUCUGUCUACCACUCUCUCUGCGAAGCCAAAUGAUCAUUCCAAAAAACAACCCGCU